CAAAUAUGCAUCAUCAAUCGAUCAAUUAGAGAUCAAUCCAAAGUGCACAUUCACACGAAAGGACGAGACCAAUUAGUUAACACGACACGAAUCAGAAGGAUCACAAACUUUGCGGCAAUUCACGCAGGCCUUGAACAAAAAUGACAUUUCGAAAUUUCUUGCUGUUUCUCGUCGUGGCGACGGCGACUGUCGUGACCGCCACGACGCCCGACUUUCCACGCGACGCUGCGGGACAAGAACGCCUCUGGAAUGAAACGAUCCAAGCAAUUUUAGAGUUCAAAAAGGAAUUCGAUGCCCACCCGGAAUUGUACCAGGCCGAGGAUGGAGACGCCUUGUUGACCGUGCCUGAAAUCAUCGCGAGGUACGGUUACCCCUGGGAGGCCCACAACGUCACAACGGAGGACGGCUACAUCCUCCAACUUCACCGAAUCCCGUACGGCUUGGGGUGCGGGGAAGGCGCCGGAAAGCGCGUCGCCUACUUGCAGCACGGCCUCAUGGGCGACUCUUCCAACUGGAUCAUCACCGGAAACAAGUCACGUGGUCUGGCAUUUGAACUCGUGGACGCCUGUUAUGACGUCUGGAUGGGAAAUUAUCGCGGAAAUACGUACUCUCGCCUGCACACGGAUCCAAACAAGGCGGACUUUUAUGAUUUCAGUUGGCACGAAAUGGGGAUGUACGACAUUCCCGCGAGUAUCGACUACAUCCUGACCGCGACGUCGGCCCCCUCGCUGUACUACGUGGGUCACUCCAUGGGCUGCACGGCCUUCUUCGUCGCCAUGUCGGAGCGGCCCGAGUACAACGCCAAGGUCAAGCUCAUGAGCGCCCUGGCCCCCGCGACCUUCAUGCCCAACACCAAGUCGCUCGUGGUGCGCCUGCUGCUCGGCUUGAUGCCCAUUUUCGACCGCCCCCCGUACAUGCUCGUCCUCCCGAUCGAGUGGACGGAACGGUUGGCUGCGGCGCUGUGCAAAACCGGGUCGCCCACGCAGCCCCUCUGCGCCAUGAUCUUGUUCCUUAUCGGGGGCGAUAAUGCGCCACAGCUCGAUUUGGUCUCUCUCCCCGCGAUUUUGGGUCACUCUCCGGCCGGAAGUUCGAGCAAGACGUUUCUCCACUACGGCCAGUCCAUCCUGUCGGGCGAAUUUCGGAAGUACGACUACGGCGCGGAGAAGAAUCCCGAGCACUACGACGGCGCCCUCACCCCGCCCGCCUACGACUUGAAGAAGAUCACCACCAAAAUCGCCAUUUACUACGGACCCAACGACUUCCUGGCGGACAGAGUGGAUGUGAUUCGGUCAGUUCGAGAAUUUGGGAAUGGGACGGUUGUAAACCUGCGAGAAAUUGAGGACCCCUUGUUCAACCAUUUGGACUUUGUUUGGGCCAAGGAUCAGCACAAGCUCGUAAACGAAGUGGUGAUGGAUUUCAUGGAAGAGUUUACCAAUCCGACGCCAACCACGACAGCACCAUCGGGUGGAAUUACCCUCGGCGGUGGUGGCGUCGCCAUGUGGGUCGUCGUCCUUCUUGUCACGGGCUUCUGGGGGAUGAAAUCCUCCAUUUAAAUUACUUCCCCACGCACCAUCAGGUCAAGAAAAAUGUUUGAAAUGUCAUGCAACUAUUUUCAUACGCUGACUACAUGUUCUUACAAAUAUAAAAUUGUGUGAAAGAUAACUCACAAAGUUAACUACUUACUUACUUAAUUAAUUAAAAAACAAAAUUAUCACAAAAUCAUUAACUAAAUAUUGUUGCAAUAUUCAAAUGUUAAUUAGGUUCAACCUUUAAUCAUCGUUAACUUUAACGUUCUCUAAUAUAGAUUUAACACAUUGUAAAUGAUCGAAAAUUAUUACUUUAUAAUGAUUUUAAUUUAAAAUUAAAUACUUAUGAGACUGCUUUCCCUAAUUGUACUAAUUCAUUCCCUGACAAGAUUCAGAUUUGUAUCGUUCCAAUUAUGCAUGCAUUUCUUAUCUAGUUUUGAACUUGAAUACAAAAAAAUAUAUCAUAAAAAGUUCUAUUUAUUGGCUCAACAUUAUAUAAAUUUUGACAAAUAUUUUCUACAAAUUAGAAUUUAAGCUUUAAUUAGAAUAGUAAUUUCUAUCCUUCUCGGUAAACAAAAAUCGUAUAGAAUUAAAAUUCAGGUAGAUUCAUUAUAAAUACUUUAACAUUCAACAAGAUACAUGAGAUUCUGUAAAAUAAGAACAAGAACAUUCAUUUUAGGAGAACCGGAUUGAUUAAAUACUUUAACAUUUAGCAAGA
This is a messenger RNA of Folsomia candida, 2244 nucleotides long. Its product is annotated as lipase 3. The coding region runs from base 141 to 1553 and encodes 470 amino acids. The transcript is spliced from 9 exons. Lineage: Eukaryota; Metazoa; Arthropoda; Collembola; Entomobryomorpha; Isotomidae. Gene Ontology annotation, biological process: lipid metabolic process. The record is from RefSeq and is a predicted model, not a curated record.